Schistosoma spindalis is the source of this 492-nucleotide messenger RNA. NCBI's taxonomy places the organism in Eukaryota, Metazoa, Platyhelminthes, Trematoda, Strigeidida, Schistosomatidae. The record is from the annotation of a GenBank genome assembly.
AUGGAACCAUUCAUUACUACAUUUGGUGCUAUAGACAAACGAGGAGUUAAUGUCAUUACAAUUAAUGAAUUACGUAAUUAUGUUACAGAAAAUCAUUUAGAUAAAGAAAUGAUACCGAUAAUAUUUUCAUCUAAAGGUUUUAAUCUUGAUACCAUUAUAUUUUUUAGUCAAGCUGUAAUCAGCAAACCAUUGUACGGAAUACCUACAACAGGUUUACGACCUGAAAUCUUUGUAAUUAUGCAAGAACUACCAUUACAAGAUCAAAUCAAAAUAUCAGAAGAAGCUUAUAGACUUACUCAACCACAAGAUAAAUUUAUAGAAAAGGAAGCUUCAGAAAAACUUAAAAGAUGGCUUGACACAACAUAUGGUCGUCAUUGGCAUGUGACUAUUGUCAGAGGUUCAUAUUGGACAACUUAUACUCAUAUUCCAAACUGGUCAUUUCAUUUUAAAAUCAAUCAGCAUUCAUUCAUCAUUUAUCGUACUAAUGAAUGA